AUGGAGAAGAAACAUGGAAUCUUCUCUGUACACCUCAAUUUCUUCAUUGUAUUCACCAUGAUGCUCCAUGGCCUUGGCCAUGGCUUUCGAAUUGAUCAAGCUAGUUCAUUGAGAGCCUUGCGCCGUGCCAAAAUGCAAGGACAAGUCGAUCAGGCCGAGGCCGAAAAGUGGGGUGUAGUUGGUCUUAGUUUGGGCAGUGAAGGAUCCUUUGAGGUGGGAAAGAUGGAGGACGAUGUGAUCAAAGCCGGGCUUCUGGGCCAACCAUUGGGGGUGAAUUUUAAGCAGUAUGCCGGGUAUGUUAAUGUGGAUGAAUCUAAAGGGAGAAACCUUUUCUAUUAUUUUGCUGAGGCUGUUCAAGACCCUUCUUCUAAGCCACUUCUUCUCUGGCUAAAUGGAGGGCCUGGUUGUUCAUCACUUGGGAUUGGGGCCAUGGUAGAGCUUGGACCUUUUGGUGUUGAGCCUGAUGGUAGAACUCUCUAUUCGAGAGAGUUUGCAUGGAACAAAGUUGCAAAUACAUUGUUCCUUGAGUCCCCAGCAGGCGUCGGAUUCUCUUACUCCAACACUACCUCCGACUACAGCACUUCAGGGGAUACAAGGACUGCCCAAGACACAUACACAUUCUUGGUAAAUUGGUUCAAAAGAUACCCGCAAUACAAGGCCAGGGAUUUCUAUAUAGCUGGAGAAAGCUAUGCAGGAUUCUACAUUCCAGAGCUCUCUGAUAUUAUUAUCAAGAAGAACAUGGAAGGAGAUUCUACCACAAAGAUUCAACUUAAGGGGAUUAUGAUAGGAAAUGGGAUAAUGAACGAUGAUACGGAUCUAAAAGGAUCGAACGAUUAUCUCUGGAGCCAUGCAUUGAUUUCGGAUGAAACUUAUCAAGGACUCGUAGAGCACUGCAAGAACUACAGCAGCCCCAAAUGCGACGAUUAUCAAGAUAGAGUUGAAAAAGAAUGUGGAAAAAUAGAUUUCUCAAAUAUUUAUGGCCCGUUAUGUUCAUCAAAUUCAUCGACGAAGACAAAAAGCCUCGGAGGCCCCUUUAUCAAUGCUUGGAAGGACAGCCCAACAACCAUGAUCCCAAUAUAUAGAAGGCUCAUCGCCUCGGGUCUAAGGAUACUUCUUUACAGUGGCGAUGUGGAUGCAGUUGUUCCAGUUUCUGGCACUCGAUAUUCCAUCGAUGCCUUAAACCUUAAAGUGAUCAAACACUGGAGUUCUUGGGUAGACGAUAGCAACGAAGUGGCUGGAUAUCAAGUGGUUUAUGAUGGAUUAGCUUUCGCAACAAUUCGGGAUGCUGGCCAUGAAGUUCCAAAAUGCCAACCAUGUAGAGCUUUGGCUCUGUUGAAGAUGUUUAUAGCAAACCUUUAUUGA
Messenger RNA from Ilex paraguariensis (yerba mate), 1362 nucleotides. Lineage: Eukaryota; Viridiplantae; Streptophyta; Magnoliopsida; Aquifoliales; Aquifoliaceae. The record is from the annotation of a GenBank genome assembly.